Messenger RNA from Cydia fagiglandana, 4343 nucleotides. RefSeq lists its product as uncharacterized. The coding region runs from base 66 to 1223 and encodes 385 amino acids. The transcript has 7 exons. The record is from RefSeq and is a predicted model, not a curated record. Gene Ontology annotation, cellular component: Smc5-Smc6 complex; nucleus. Lineage: Eukaryota; Metazoa; Arthropoda; Insecta; Lepidoptera; Tortricidae. Gene Ontology annotation, biological process: DNA repair.
AUCGUGUCCGCCUGCCCGCCAUUGUUGGUAUCAAAACAAAAAUUGAAUUUGAAACAAUUUAGAAGAUGAGCAAAAGAAAGGACAAGAGCUCCUCCGGGCCGAGCCCGAGCUCGUCGAUGACGACGCGGAGCAGGAUGAGCGUCGACAGAAAAGUGCAGUAUCGAAAUUUCCUUGAAGGGUUUUCAAAACUCGAACUUGAAGGUGCCAGCAUGGAUGAGAAGAUGGAGUACACAACCAAUGUCAUCAAGGAGGCCGACGAGCUGCUGCAGCAGGGUUCCAUGGAGGACCGAGUCAAGAACCCAACGGAGAGCUUCCUAGCGUCCCGGGUGCUCCGCGCGGCCAGCCAGAUGGCGGCCACGUGCGCCGCCGGCGUCUCCGGCGCCGUGCACGUGUACGACCGCCGGGAGCUCGCCGCGCACAUUAAAGAGAAGCCAGAAUUCUGGAACGUCCUGUUCCCGCUGGAGGCGCCGGUGACGUGCUCGCUGUUCGGGGCCUUCGACGCCGCGCCCGAGGAGCGCCCGCGCGCCGAGCGGCGCCGCGUGGAGCGCCAGGCGCUCGCCGAGAAGAAGGCCCCGGCCAAUGUUGACAAAAUGGACAAGACCGAAGAGGGCGCGGAGAUGGUGGCCCGCGUGAAGCGCUUCGUCACCAAGACCUUCCAGCGCACCGGAGCCCCGCUCAGCUACUUCCACACCGUGCUCGACCCGGGGAGCUUCGCGCGCUCCGUGGAGAACGUCUACCAUCUCUCGUUCCUGGUUAGAGAAGGCGCUGUCUCCUGCCACGUGGGUAAGACCUUCCAGCGCACCGGAGCCCCGCUCAGCUACUUCCACACCGUGCUCGACCCGGGGAGCUUCGCGCGCUCCGUGGAGAACGUCUACCAUCUCUCGUUCCUGGUUAGAGAAGGCGCUGUCUCCUGCCACGUGGGUAAGACCUUCCAGCGCACCGGAGCCCCGCUCAGCUACUUCCACACCGUGCUCGACCCGGGGAGCUUCGCGCGCUCCGUGGAGAACGUCUACCAUCUCUCGUUCCUGGUUAGAGAAGGCGCUGUCUCCUGCCACGUGGACGAGGAGCACGGGCUGCCGUUCAUAGCGCCGGUGACGGAGGAGGCCCGCGGCGGCGGCCUCGCCAAGGAGCACCAGUUCAUAGUCAGCCUGGACAUGCAGAGGUGGCAGGACCUAAUAAAGGCGUUCAACAUCGACCAACCGAUGAUGGUGCUCAAGCGAUAGUGACCGAAGAACAAUAUUUGUGACGUUUUCAAGUAAAAGGUAUCACAUUGUCCCUUACCGUAACGACGAAAAUUGCUAAUAUCUUUAAACGAAUAACCUGUCAGAGCGUCCUUGUGGCAAGCUACAAAGUGGCACCUUUUGCUUGAAAACGACACAUUUGUUUAAUGUGUACACAUGUUAAUAACAAAUGUGACGUUUUUAACCAAAAGACACUUCGGUUGCUAGAUAAAACGAUAUUUCAUUUCAUCUUUUAUAAUUAUACGAGAAGCGUCUUUUGGUUUAGAACGAUAUAUUAACUUAUCGUAAAAAUUUAAAAUAUGUGACUUUCCAUUACAGAAAGGUCCUUAGGCUUCAAGUGCUAUAAGGAAGUUUCCAUCUGAAAUCCCAGUAGAAAUUCUGAUAAAAAGACCAUUAUUGCAGAUGAAGCAUAAAUAUUAAAUACCCUUCUCUGAUGGAAAGCCACAUAUGUAUUACUAUUUUGCACUUAGAGUCAGACCAAGAAUAGUCUGCAGCGGAUGUGAUACCCCACGCAGUGAAGUUAUUUCAAACUUCAAACUUCUAUGAAAUUAUGACGUAUAAAUGACACUUGCACUGCGUGGGCUAUCAAAUCCGCUGCAGACUUUUUUUGGUCCGACUCUAUCCCUUAAUUAAAGUGCUGAAUUGUUUUAUUGGUUUCAUUGCAAGCAUGUGUUAGACUGGGUCUCAUAUGCCGCGACGAGACGGUACGCCGCUGGUCAUAUUUUUAUACUAAUACAUAAUUAUAUUUCUAUCUCUCCAAAUUCGAAUAAAUAAUUUGGACGGUAUUUAGGGAAAAGGAUCCGACCCAAGAAUUCUGUCAAUUUAAUUUGAAGUUUCUUUUUUUAUCUUAUAUGGCAAAACUAAAUUUUUUAAAGAUAGCUACAAAUGUAGUGCAUAAUUAUUUUUCAUCGUAUUUACACGGAAAUGCACGAACGUGCAUUACAGUACUAAAAGGUGUUAUUUCAGUACUAAAAGGGUUGUGCACAAAUCACGCGAGGUGUUUUCGGCUACUUUUUGACCCCCCCUCCCCCUUGGUGAUAUUUGGUGAGGUUUUUGGCUACCCCCCUCCCCCCACACAACCUCACGCAUAUUUAAAAAAAAUUACCGAGAAAAAAUAUCUAGUCAUGUGGUAGGUCUUUUUUUCUUAGUUUCGUUCACUGUAGAUAAAUAUACGUGAGGUUUCCUUAUACCCCCCUCCCCCAACGUGACCUAUCGUGAUUUUUUCGUGACCCCCCUCCCCCUAUCGAACCUCGCGUGAUUUGUGCACAAGCCCAAAGGGGUCAUCCAUUAAUUACAUCACACGUUUAGGGUGAGGGAGGGGGUCAAGAAAAUGUGACAUGGGGGAGGGGGGAGACACAAAGUUUGUGACGUCACUUUAACUUCAUCAGUAACCGAAAAUUUAUUUAAAUUAUUUUAUUCGCUGUACAUUUAAAUAACAAGUUUUUAAAACGAUAAUCGUUUUUAUUCGUUUAAUUUUCUUUCCUAAGCAGUUUUGGGUUAUAAAAUAACUAAUAUUUAUAUCGUCAAAAAUAUUUUGAUAAAAUAUUAAUAAUACUUAGGUACCUACUUAAUUCCACAUGGCGAUUUCGUAGAAAAAAUGUGACGUCACACUAGGGGGGGAGGGGUUUGCCAAAUGUGACCAAGUGUGACAAGGAGGGGGGGGGGGGGGUCAAAAAACCUAGAAAUUCGUGUGACGUAAUUAAUGGAUGACCCCAAAGUACUGACGCUGACUGAAGUAGCAUGACAAAUACAUCGCUCACUCUGUUAACUGUACAUCAGUGGACCUUAUCCCUUUUGUAAUAAGGACCACCGAUGUAUAGUUAUGAAUGUUGCUGUUUGUACGAACGUUUCCGAGAAAAUACGACGGAAAACAAUUACGCACUACAUCUGUUUAAUUAUUGAAGUGAAAACUUCUUUUUCAUCACACUCGCUCAGCACAUUUGGAAUUGCACGCAGAUUUAGCGGGAGUUAUAGAAAAAGCGUUCUCCCUAGGGAGUUAUGAAGUUUCUAGUGCCAUGAUUAACAGUUUUUUGUCUUUAUACUUAAUUUUUGUAUCGCAAGUGUGAUGAAAAACAUUGUGUGUAACUCGGGGCGUAAUAAUAUUGCAAACGAGAGUAAGUUAAAUCGCGACGGCUUGCCGGAGCGAUUUAUAGACUCGAGUUUGCAAUAUUCAACUUACGCCCCAUGUUGCACAAUGUACUAUUUCACACCACCUAUUCGGAAAUAAGCUUUUUCUUCCCUGCUAGGAGGGAUCAAAGUGGCACUUUUCCUCCCUGCUAGGAGGGAUCAAAGUAACACUUUUCUGUUCAAGCACACUAUUUUUACAUUUUUUGUACAUUAUUUUAUUAGCUUAAAUAAUCUGUUUAAGCAUCAGAUUGUGUCAUUGAGAUUUCUUUAUUUUCCUCAUAGAAAUAGAAAUAGAAAUAGAAAUUAUUUGCAGAAUUAUAGUUGAUGUGAAAAGCAGUAUGUGUCACACGGUAUCAAAAUUAUUUCGUCUUGGGCGUUAACACUUGAAUCCCUCAUUACGCUCAGGAUUCUACAAUAGAAUCCAUCGCUUCAUUCAGGAUUCAAUGCACGCCCUUGACGAAAAUAUAUCCUUUUGAUCCCUUGUAACACAAACUACUAUAGCGACGCUGUGCACUUUUUGUGAUGGGGAAAAAAUGUUAAACUCGUAACAGGUGUCACGUGACCGUAAGACGUAAGACGGACACGUGACCUGAUCGAAAAACUGUUACAAUGAGUUUUUCUUUAUUGAUUUAAAUGCCAUCUAGUGAGUUUCGCUCUAACUGGUACUAACAUAACUCGAGUACUAACAGUGAUGUGCUUAGGGAUUUCAAGUGAUGCGACCAAAUAACGCUAGAUGGCGUUAACCUCAAUCAUACAUAGUGCGUCAUUCGGUUUUCACUUCUGCCGGCACUCCCGGAGUGCAACCCGUUGUUUUAUUAUCUGUAUAUCCUCUUCCAUAAAUUACGUCAAUUUGAUUAAAAAAUAACCCCAGUGACAUAAUAAGUAUCACUGAUACCGUCUAAAAUAUCUGAGCUGUGAAAUAAUUAAGAUUAUAAUGUAAGCAUUUUUACUAAUAAUAAAGGUUGAUUUUCAUAA